Sinocyclocheilus anshuiensis is the source of this 1198-nucleotide messenger RNA. RefSeq names its product transmembrane protein 69-like. The transcript has 3 exons. NCBI's taxonomy places the organism in Eukaryota, Metazoa, Chordata, Actinopteri, Cypriniformes, Cyprinidae. The record is from RefSeq and is a predicted model, not a curated record. Bases 131 to 907 code for a protein of 258 amino acids.
CACUUCCGUAGGACUUUUAUAGGAACAUUCUGGGCUUUUUCGUGUUAUGUUGUGUCUGCCUUCGCAUCGCCACAUGCCUUGUAAUGACCUUCUGCUGACAUAAAAACUCCUCGUUUUAUUUUACGACAAUAUGAUAUUAAAUCAAGGUAAAAUGUUGGCAAGUAUAAUCGGACGUCACAUCCUUCGUAACUUUGGGAGAAUGCAGUGGAGUGGCCUCAUGCAGGUGUCCAGGAAGUUUGCCUGUUUAGGGCAGCGGACCACUCACUGUUCAACACUGUUUACUAGAGGUUUAUAUGGACAGCUGCCCGCAAGACAUGUUGCUGGUUCUGUUUUGGGAGCCCAGUCAUUUCACUGGUCUGCACACAGACUGAAGAAACGUCCUCAGGAAGAGAGUCCAUCAAGAGAACUUGAUUUGGUUCGUUAUGACAUGAGAGACCUGAAGAAAGCUCCAAAGCCAGCCCUCUAUCUCGGAUUAUCUGGUCUCGUACCUUUUGUAUCCGCUCCUCUACUUAUGGCUGUCACAGAGCUGUAUCUUCCUGAAGUUGCAUUUGCCCAAGUUGCAUACGGAGCAUCUAUUGUUUCCUUUCUUGGUGGGGUACGCUGGGGUUUCACCUUGCCUGCCGGGAGCCCAGCAAAACCUGACUGGCUCAAUUUAGCCAACAGUGUGGUUCCUUCUCUGAUUGCCUGGACAGCACUGCUUUUUUGCCAUGACAUUAUACAGUCUGCUGUGCUUGUGAUAAUGGGGCUUGGGAUAGCAUUGCAUUAUGACCUGUCCCUCCUGCCCACAUAUCCCAGCUGGUUUAAAGCCCUGAGGACCAUCCUCUCAGUUGUAGCCUUUUUCUCUUUGAUAGGCACUAUUGUCAUUAAGCAGUAUUAUCCUGAGAAGAAGUAUUUCAAUGAUAAAUGAACUGUGCAUUUGCAUAGUCAAUUCAUUAAUAUGAAAUAAGUUAAAAGUGUCAUCAUUGAUAAUAUUACACCAUAUUCUACAUGUUUGAAGGUGAUUCUGGCUAUUUUUCAGUUUUAAAUUCUGAUAACAUUUGCUUCCUUUUUAUAAAAUAUCAAUUUAGUUUCCUGUUGUUGUAGGUUAUUGGCCAUAAAGAUAAAAUAGUUUUUCUCACUUUUAAUAUGAAUUCACAUAUACUGUAUCAGUUAGAUUGUUUGAAGUAAAAUACUGCAAAAUAAAAACACCACAGUACUA